AUGGCUCAGAAAACCGAGGGGAUUCAACAGCUUUUGAUUGCUGAAAAGAAAGCAUCCGAGAUGGUUGGUGAAGCUCGAAAGCGUAAAGCACUGAAGCUGAAGACAGCCAAGAAAGAAGCUGAAGUGGAAAUUGCUAAAUUCAAGGCUGAAAAAGAGAGCCAUUACAAGAGGAUGGAAGAAGAGAUGCUGGGAAAGAAGAGUGAUAAUGAAGCACAGAUUCAGCUGCUGACCAACCAGAAGAUGAAGGACAUUGAAACCAUGUUCAGGAAAAACAAGCCCGCUGCCCUGAAAACCAUCAAUGAAGUUCUUUUUGACAUUAACAUCCGUUUACAUGAAAAUGUCAAAUUUUAG
Messenger RNA from Candidula unifasciata, 351 nucleotides. The record is from the annotation of a GenBank genome assembly. Lineage: Eukaryota; Metazoa; Mollusca; Gastropoda; Stylommatophora; Geomitridae.